Molecule: messenger RNA, 1818 nt
Organism: Papaver somniferum (opium poppy)
Lineage: Eukaryota; Viridiplantae; Streptophyta; Magnoliopsida; Ranunculales; Papaveraceae
Product: serine/threonine receptor-like kinase NFP
Exons: 1
Coding region: 1-1818 (605 amino acids)
Biological process (GO): protein phosphorylation
Molecular function (GO): ATP binding; protein kinase activity
Source: RefSeq, a predicted model, not a curated record
AUGACAUUUCUCCCUUUACAUCAUACUCCGCAAAUUCUGUGUCUUCUCCUGAUUAUAUCUCAUAUAGCAGCACAAACGGGCACGGAUUCUACAUGUUCGUCGAAUUCAACAAGCUCAUGCAAGACUUACGUUGUCUAUCGUGCACAAUCACCGGACUUCUUGAAUCUUGGAUCAAUAUCGGAUCUUUUUGAGGUUAGUCGUUUAUCACUUAAGAAAGCUAGUAAUUUGAGUUCGGAAGAUGUGCAACUUAUUCCCAAUCAGCUCGUACUAGUGCCUGUUUCAUGUGGUUGCAGCCGAAGCAAUUUCUCCGCCAAUAUCACUUAUCAAAUUAAACCAGGAGAUAGUUAUCAUGUACUUUCUAUUCAAUCAUUUGCGAAUCUUACCAACUGGCACACUGCAAUAGAUUUUAACCCUACUUUGAAUCCAAAUUCUUUAAAGAUUGGUGUAGAAGUAGUUAUUCCAAUUUUUUGUAAAUGCUUAACAAAGUCUCAGCUGGACAAAGGUCAUAAAUUUCUUUUAACUUACAUAUGGCAACCUGAUGACAAUAUGGCGCUAGUGAGCUCAAUGCUAAAUUCAUCAGUUGAUGAUAUUGCUGCUGCAAAUAACUACAAGAAUUUCAGUGUUGCGGUUGGGUUUCCUGUGUUUAUUCCGGUAAAGCAAUUACCUGCUCUCCGUCAACCAUCUUACUCACCUCCACCUGUGACAAAGAAAUCAAGCCAUCCUCCAAUUGUCGCAGUUACUUUAAUGGGAGCUCUCAUUUUCGUUUCUGUAUGCUUAUUGAUAUUAAUAUCUUUGCGAAGUCACAGAAGAAAGACGUUGGAUCCGGAGGAUACGGGUUUGGACACUGAUGACUCUAUAGUAACUAAGGCGAAUUCAGGACCCAAGGCUGUGGAUAAGCUAUUGCCGGGGGUUUCUGGCUAUUUAGGCAAGGCUGUCAUGUAUGAGAAGGAAGUUAUAAUGGAAGCAACCAUGAAUUUUGAUGAACACUGCAGUAUAGGUGGCUCGACUUACCGGGGUACUGUACAAGGGAAUGUGGUUGCUGUGAAGAAGGCAAAACACGACAUUACAAAUGAGCUGAGGUUACUCCAGAAAGUAAACCAUGCAAAUCUGGUGAAAUUUAUGGGUAUUUCCACUGAUACAGAUAAAUAUUACUUCUUGGUUUAUGAAUUUGCCGAAAAUGGGUCCUUGGAUAAAUGGCUGACCCCUAAGGUGUCAUGCUCGUCAAGUUCAAUAAACUUCCUAACAUGGGAUCAAAGGUUGAGCAUAGCGUUGGAUGUUGCCAGUGGUCUUCAAUACUUGCAUGAACACACUCAACCAAGAAUUGUUCACAUGGACAUCAGAACAUCAAACAUACUUCUCGAUUCCAAGUUGAAGGCGAAGAUUGCAAACUUUUCUAGGGCCAAACCACUUACAGACUCUUCCAUACUCAAAGCCGACGUUUUCGCCUUUGGGGUUGUCUUGUUAGAAUUACUGUCAGGAAAGAGAGCUACGGAAGCAAAAAAAGGUGGUGACAUGGUGAUGUUGUGGAAAGAAAUUAGAGUGAUUCUUGAAGUCGAAGAGAGAAUAGAAGAACGGCUGCGGAGAUGGAUGGACCCAAACCUGAAGAACUCAUUUUCAAUUGACAGUGCAAUGAGCUUGGCAACCAUGGCAAAAGUGUGCACGGGGGAGAAAUCCUCGUCGAGGCCAAACAUGGCAGAAAUGGUUUACAAUCUUUCUGUUCUAAAUCAACAAUCUUCUGAGGCCUUAGACACGUCUUGGAUAGGUGGUUUAGAAGCACAAGAGUCUAUUCAAAUCAUAAGUCCAUUAGCAGCACGUUGA